This is a messenger RNA of Porites lobata, 240 nucleotides long. The record is from the annotation of a GenBank genome assembly. NCBI's taxonomy places the organism in Eukaryota, Metazoa, Cnidaria, Anthozoa, Scleractinia, Poritidae.
AUGGAUGAGUGUCCUUAUAAUCUGUGUAACAGGUGGUAUUUCAAGUCUACUGGAAACGAAUACAGUGGACCAAUGACGACUGAGGCUGUAAUUUACUACUAUUGGCAAUCUGGGAAAGAUCAUAAUUUGCAUCGUCAGCGGUCACUUUAGGUGUACUUUGAAAAUAUCCCACAAGGCGCGGUUAAAGUGGAAUUAUGGGUAGGACAGUGUAGCGGCGAAACCCUGGGUGACGCUGUCACC